ACCCGCAGGCUGAAUCUGCACAUGAAUCGCAUCCGCGAUCUUGGAGGCAUUUCUCAGUUUCCAUUUCUGGAGGAGCUGAUCCUCUCUGGGAACUGCAUCAGACAUGUGAGGCCUGAGGAUUUCAUGGGAGUGGCAGACCACCUGAAGCUCCUGGACUUGUCCUGCAACGAGCUUCAGGGCCUUGAGUCUUUCAAGGGCCUUUAUGCGUUGGAGCAGCUGCACCUUGCCUACAACCGCAUCGAGUCCCUUGAAGGCAUGAUGAAUUUUUGGGGCCGCCGUCACCAGCUGAAUCGCUUGGAUUUGAGGUGCAAUCGAAUCGAUCAAGUCUCCCAGCUGCUCUUCCUGGGUGGUUGUACUGCACUGCAGCAAGUGGCAUUCCAGGAAAAGGCAAGUGACAACGGGAACAGCAUUUGUGACGACCCCAUUUACCGCACUUGCGUCUUCAGAGUGUUGCCUUGGCUCAGACUGUUGGAUGAUGUUCCCCAGGACGUGGCAGUUCCAGUGAGGGACAAUGCCUCCCUGGAGAACAUGCGAUCUCAGCUUGCCGAGGCAACUCAAGAUCUCCAAGCUGCCCAAGAAGAAGCAAAGGUGGCCGCCGAGGAAGCUCAAAGAGCAAAGAAGCAAGCUACAGAAGCAACUCUUGAGAGAGAUCUAGCUGCCAAGGAAGCAGAGUCGCAACGAGAAACUCGUCUCCGUAUGGAUCUGGAAGAGAUUGUGGUGGCUGUGCAGAAGCACGAAGAUCGAUUUGCACAGCAGGUGGCACAAUUAUCCGCAGCCGAUGAAGAACUCCCGGCAGCUGAACGCGUCCAUGAAGAAGAAGCAACGGCCUGGAGCAAGGAGGAACGACGCUGCCUUGAGCUCUCCAACAGUGCGAAACACGAAGCUUCCUUGGCCGCUCGCUGGAAAAGUGAAAAGCUGGAGGCGGAGCAGAUGCUUUUGCGGUGGGCCUCCGGAUGCAAAUAUUCACUUCCGGAUGUGCAGACUCUGAGAGGAGAUCUCCAGCGAACCUCUGCGCAGUUGCAAGAAGUGAGAUCCAGCCUCAAGUGCUUUGAUGAUGAAGAAUUGCAACGCUUGGGAAAAUCAGUCGAGCAGGAAGAGAACUCAAUUGUGGAAUGCGAAAAGAAAAUUUGCGAGCAGGAACAAUUAGCCAGGUGCUGGAACUUGGAAACCGCUGCGGCUGCAGGUCGCUUGGCGGCUCUGCGAGGAAGCGAAGUGCAGCAAGCCCGAGCAGGUGCAGAAGAGAUGGAAGCCGAGGAGGUGAUGCUCCGAAGCCACCAAGAGAGCUUGUCCCAGUGCCUUGCCGAAGAAGCAGCACUUCAGGCAGAGAGCAGUCUCAGGCCGCUUCCUGGACCAGGUGCUGGAGGAGGAGCACUUGAAGUGUCGUCCUUGCUGCGAGCUCGUGACCAUCGAGUGUCUGAGAUGCAGGAGAUGCAGAUCGCAGCUCCUGAUGCCGAAGCUGUCAGCAUCUUAGAGGAGAAGCUGCAGUCUGCGCUGGACCAGGCCCGGCAGGGACUUGAGCAAAGUCGCUGCCGCUGGCGGUCAAAUCAGUCGGACCUGGCUCAGAAGGCGAAGGCCUUGGAGCUCGCCCAGAAGCAGGAGGAUUUAGACAAACUUGUGCUUGGUGAGAUGAACCUCCAGCUUCAACGCCGAAAAGAUGCGGAAAAGGACACUUUUCUUAAGGUCAGCCAGAGAUUGUCAGAUACCACCUCCAUUGAAGUUCAGGUGCAUGAGGUGCAGGAGAGCUUUAAAGAUAUCCAGAAGAAGAUUCAGGAAUUGGAAGAUCUACGUGGCUCAUGCGCCCGGCAAGUGGACUACAAGUGUUGUGUGCAGGCAGUCCAAGCAGCAGAAGCUGAACUGGCCAAGCUAGGUGAGGAGAAGUCGCAGAGAUCCUGUCAGCUCGAAGGUCUUCAAUCUGCUUUGGAGAAGCGCCGUGAGGAACUUCGCACUUUGGUAGUGCAGCUUCAAGAAACUCAAGCUGAUGGAGAAACGGAGGAAAGAAAGCUGAAAGUCAAGACUCAAAUGAUUGCAGAUGCAAGAAAGCAAGUUGGAGAUCUGAGAAGAUCAAUAGCAGAGGCAGACGAGUUCAAGCGAGAGAAUGAUGUCGCAUGGAGAGAUCGACUUGCAGAGGCAACUGCCAGUGCAGAGGACUACUUUCAGCGAAGUGACGAGCUGCACGAAUUGAGUGUGCAGCAGGAAGAAGAAGUGGCUAAGCUGUCCAGAGCGGUCAAGGCCAAAGGAGAAAGGAACAACAUUGUUCAGCUCCAGCUGGACCACGUGCAGUUAUUGACUGAAGAACAGAAGAGUCGCCUGGAAGAGAAGGUUGAAGCUACGCAGGCGGAAGGUGCUCAGAUUUUGAAUGAGGCACGUUGGGCAUCAGCGGAGAUGGAGGAACGGUUUCGGUUGCAACGUGCCGAACAACUCCAAGAAGAACGACGCCAAAGGUGUCGCUUAGUGAUGCUGCAGCAACAGCUGCAAGUGGCUCCAAGCGGCCUUGAAAAGCUGCGGCGCCAUCUGGCAGAGGAGCGCUCUAGUUCCAAAGAGCGGCUAAGAAGGUUACUUGCCACGUUUGAUGGGCCACGACUGGCAAGAAGUUCGGCAACCUGA
Cladocopium goreaui is the source of this 2604-nucleotide messenger RNA. NCBI's taxonomy places the organism in Eukaryota, Dinophyceae, Suessiales, Symbiodiniaceae. The record is from the annotation of a GenBank genome assembly.